AUGCAGCAGAACAACUUCCAGGCCGUAGGAAUGGCUGGAACGACGACACAUUUUCAGCAAGUUCAACCAAAUGUGCUGAAACGGAAACCAUUCUCAAUGAAUCCACCAGAUAAGGUCCUUUCAAGAACUAGAGAUCUGGGUUUCGCAGGUGUCUAUCCGCAACGCGGAGCUCAAGAUGAAGAUGAAUUAUCGGAAUCAAAUGUCAAGCACGGUUUCCAGGAUCGACCUCAUCCCAUCUUACAGGAUGAGCGCUUCUCGGCAUUCGAACUAUAUUAUCACGAUAGUAACCACGGUAAAUUGCUGAACGCCCUGAGUGGGUUUGUGACCGAAGUGCUCAAAGGUCAAGUUGGCGAGAGCAAAGUUCCAAAUGAAUCACGGUAUAAGCUACCUGAUCGAGUCGCCACCGAUGCAAAACAAUGGAUUGUCAAACUGGCGUCUGAGACCGAACCAUUGUCUGAAUUAGCCAAAUCUGUACCUCUAGGGCAAGUCUUUCACGGAAACCUGAUUUCAGUUUAUGUGCUGAUCGACUCUGCGUAUUAUAGAAUCAAAGGUGGAGCGCUGUUAGACCAUCUGGUACAGCAUCAAGUGCCGAUAGCCAGAGCUACCUGGUUUGUCAGAUUCGUAGGAGCCUCCGAAAUUCGGCAACAUCGCCAACCAAAACAAGCUGAAGAUCCCAAUCAGCAUUCAGCUUUCGAAACAGAAUGGACGACCGCCCUAACAGUGUUUAUGAAGCGAUUGUUUGAAUCCAUCAAUGCUCCGCAGCCAACCAUUAUCGGCCCAACGAUUUCCAAGGAUACUAAGCGAUGGAGUUCAAGUGAUGAACGGAAACGCUUCAUGAUAAAGUGGAAUUAUGUAUUAGGACUUAUACGAUAUCAGUAUGCCGAAGGACUCAUUGAUCAGCGCGGGUUUCUGAGAUGGUCGCUGGACUCAUUUAAAUUGGCCAAUUUCGAUCAGACCUUCUUUGUACUUCAAAUUGUUACGUCCUUUAUUACAGAAAUCGUACGGUCAAGAGCUCUGACACGAUAUCUGAUGGAGUCAUGUAUUUCUAAAUUGCAGCGGUAUGCCGCGCAUCUAGAUGCUUCAGAGCUGAUUAGGCAACAACAAUAUCAGCUCUCCCAACUACUUCAGUACAUCUUCAUGGUAGCACCUGACUUGGCAGUUGCACCUCGCACCUGGACGCAAUACAAGGAUCUGAUACUGGGCGUGAUGGACAUUGCUCCCAUAACCUCUCCCGCUACUCAGAUCCAAAGGCUCUUGUCUGCCCGAAAGCUUGAGAUUCAAAGGAGAAAUGAGUUUCUGCUAUACGGUAGAUGCCCCGUUAUAAAAGCAUCUCAAGAUGCGAUUGAAAUCUUGGAUUCAAUGUCCGUCUCGUCGAGCCUGAACGAUAUAUACAAGUCCUGGUUUGAUGCUACUGGCUCGGACGAUCCAAUACAUCAGUUGUUUCAAUGGGCAAUUACAUUCAGUCGAUCCGGUAAUCAUCGGCCAUAUGUUGUUGGGGCCAUCCUCACGAGAUACGCACAGGAUGGACGAUUAGGGAGAAGGCGAGAUUUACAGACUCAAUUGCAAGUGUUUUUGGAUACAUUUGAGAGUAGCCAUGUUGAAGAGAGAAGGCAGUUGUCAGAAUUAUAUGGUGAAAUUAUCAGAAAAGACCUCUUCUCGUUAGACACAUACAUCCAGAGAUUGAUUUCAAGAGGUGAUUUGGAGGCGUCCAACAUUCACAAACGAUUCUCGCACAUUAAGGAUUUGCCUAUAUAUAAAGCCAAACCUACGCAGCUCAAUCAUCGUCGAGUAUCACUCUUUGGUGUCACAUAUAAGCUACACAAGGAUGACGAAGAAUCCAGGUAUAUGAAGACAUUAGAAAGAAUAUCCAGCUUCUUCCCUAUGAUGUUUCGAUCACAGAGUAACAGUGGUGUGGUUUCCCAAUCUAUGCCGGCAAAGGACAGUGAAGCAGAUUAUGCAUUGAGCAGACUCGGUCAUACCGAUGUUUUGCUUUUGCAAAAUUUGCCCAAAUUCAUACGAGUACGAGUCGCCGAAUGGCUGGUGAAUCAUGUAUUUGAUUUUGUUGUCACGGAUAAAUUAAUUGGAAUGGACAAUUUCAAAACCAUGCUGAAUCCGGGGAACUCGAAGUUAAAUGGUCGGCAAUUCGCUGUGAUUAUUGAAAUAUUGGAAGCUGCGAAGGAAUACCGACUGGUUCUUGGGCUAUGUAUAUGGAUGUUACACAAGACCACAGAUCGCAACAUCUAUCCGUAUAUUGUAGAUACCUUUCGCCGUCAUCAAAUGGUCUUCCAUGCUAUGGAAGAACUUGGAAAUAUCUUUACAGCUGUAUAUAAUAAGCACUCGGAACUCCGUAAAUCUCAGAAACACGACCGUAAUUUAAUUCUCAGCUAUUUAAUUGAAUUGAUGAAAAUCCCAGAAUCAGGAGCAAACGCUGCCCAAAAGCAAGAGUUGACUCUUCAGCAUGAUGAACCACCACCAGUAUCCGGAAAGAAGGAAACUCCAGCAGUAUUUGACGACAUUCGCAAGCUCCAGGACGAUUACUUGACGAUCGCUACUGCUAUAUCCAAUUUGACUUGGAGCUACCAGUCCAGUAAAGAAGCGGUCAAGCGGGUGUUUCUCUACGUUAUUGAGAAUCUCAGAAGGCUAGUUUCGUCAUCGAAAAGUAUCUAUGAAUUUCGACGAAUCAUGGAAAUCAAUGUAGAGGUUUUACGAGUACUCAAUGAUCGAUGUCUGUUUCUCGAUGAUGUGAUUAUCGAGUGUUUGCAGGAAAUCGUAUUGACAUUGUCAAACGGUGGUGUACAACAGCCUCGUCAGUUGUCUGAACUUCUGACAAACCAUACAGAUGAGAAAUCAUCAUGGAUGUUGUCAUUCUUGGCUCUAUUAAUGAUUUCUAGGAUCGUGACUGCUGCAAGAGUGUUGCGUGAUUUCGUGGAUGUUGUUGUGAAGCGUGCUACUGAUGAAGGAUUGAAUCCAUUGUUUACCCCAUUGUAUAUAAAUGUCAUCAGAUUGGCACACAUCGUCCUUGGUGUUUCCGAUACCGAGGACCUUGCUCCUGGUUUAUUCCUCACCACACAGGAAUUACAAUCCAUGUCUACUAUAAGGCAAUCUGACUUGAUGUCAGGGGAGCCGCCAGUAGCUCCAUUCCGUACAUAUUUACUUAUAUCGAGACUAUCUACAUCGCCCUCGAUCCUGGCAGACGAUGCCAAAACCAAACUGGUGGUCGCUUGUCUUGAUGAGUUUAAAAACUCGAUAUAUAACAAGUCGUCCUGGUUGAAGCGAGUAUGUUUAGAUAAACCAGUAUGGGCGUAUAAGGUUAUGGUGGCUGUAUCUACUGAAGUAGAUAGCAGUCUGCUCUCCAAAGGUCCAGAGGCAUCAAUCCGUCACUUUGCGAAUUGUGCCAUCUUCCAGCAUCUCGUCUCUGAAGAUUCAGACACUGAUUUUGUAUCUAGUAAUGCAGCUGCGCCAUCACAGCAACCGCACCAUCAUCAUCAACCACAUCAACGCUUGACCAUAGAAUCGUGUAGAGACUCAUUUGCUCAUGUAUUGCGUAAAAUGAAUGAUUGGACAUUCGACAGACCGUGGAUUGAAUUACAAUUCAUCCUUGAUCGAAUAGUAGCAUUUGGUGAGUCACAGGCUGGGACCUCGUCUCUCAUGUAUUUCGACUGUUUUGUCGAUCUGCUGUUUGAACGACUACUGGAGCCAUCGACACACAUCCGAUUCUUUUCUCGUCUCGUUGAAGGACUGAGAUGGGAAGUCUUGUCUCGAUUCCUGCAACAAAUCAGUUGGCUGCUUGAAGGAAUCUUGCCUUUGCCACCUGGAUAUCGACAUGAUCCAGCUUCUCCACGAGCUGUAAUGGUGUCUAAAUGGAGUACGGCUUUGGCUGGUGAUGAACGAUGUCUCAAAGUGUUUAUGGAUGUUGCUGUGCUUGCUAUUCAGACUGCUGACAGGUGUCGCGUGAAUGGAGAUGGGAGAUAUGGGCCUGAGUUGAUUGCUAUGGCUAAAGCACUGCUUACUCAACUUCAAUGGUUUGAGUCAAAGAUACCGGUAUUUGAUCUGAUGGAAAUAUGUUCCUUGUCGUUUCAAGAGGCCAGUCGCUUUUGGCAACAGUGCAACUAUUCGUUGCAAUCAGCCUUGGAGAAUGUUCGACAAGGAAGGCUUGCUAUAGAGAAGGGGUCGGAACAGCAUGCGUUCAUCGGUGAAAUACGUGCCAUGUUAUAUUUACGACUCCGCCUGAUCUUGCCUCUGAUACCUGUCCUGCUGGAGAAUGCACAGGAUAGUAAUCUCGUAUCAUUGGUGCAAACUCUGGUUUGUCUCAUGACGGCACGAAUAUCGCAUGGAAUGGGCACCGAGGAGAAGCUCUUUGAGCUGAUUCUGGAUAUAGUCUCUUGGAUUAGUGACGAAGUUCCUAAAGAGCUGAAGAAUAGCUUAUUGGCAGUCUUGAGAGAUCUACAACCUCAAUUAUGCAUACCUGAGAAAUACCUGGAACGAAUACAACGAAUGUUGCCCUUCCAAAUCCAAAAUCCACACGUCAAACGACUGUUGACUGUAGUAUACCCACCAUCAUCAAACACAUUAAUGUCAUCCUCCUCGUCAUCGUUAUCGUCAUUGGCACUGCUCCCAGCUACAGCUAGUCUAGUAGUAUCAUCAUCGCAUUUUAAACCUUGGGAGUGGGUUGAAUCGUCUGCAAUCGUAGCAGGACCGCAGGAACUCGAUUUCAAUCUAUCUAGUAGUGCCACAGCAGCGGCAGCAUCGGCAGCGACUCAUCCUGAGGUCGUCAACGAUGGGCCUAUAUCAUUAUCACUCUUCUCAGCAAGUGUUCGAGUACCCUUCUCCGAGGACGAUGAAGAAACGGGAGGAAUGUCGCUCAUGUAUAACAGAUUGUUUGAAGAUGGAUGGCAGCCUGGUGAUAUCACUGCUGUGAGGAAUCUUUUGGUUACUGAAGGGAAUAGCGGUGAGAUGAAUGAGGAUGUGGUUAUGGCUGAUGGUGUCGGGAAUGGUGAUGCUGGGAAGAGAGAAGGGAAACGUAAGGCUGUGGCUGAAUCGCCCAAUGAUGGUAACCCAUAUCUCGUUCAGGAAGUGUUUGACGUGAAGUUGAAACCAUUUGAUGUCGACGAUGAUGGCGAUGCCACCAGCUCUAUAGGCGAAAAUGAUGAUCGGCCAUCGUUCCUCAAUGAAUUAGCAGAUGCUAGAGCACCAGAAGAUGUUCGAGACUCCAUAAUACAAUAA
Messenger RNA from Synchytrium microbalum, 5223 nucleotides. RefSeq lists its product as uncharacterized. Gene Ontology annotation, molecular function: transcription coregulator activity. Gene Ontology annotation, cellular component: mediator complex. The transcript has 22 exons. NCBI's taxonomy places the organism in Eukaryota, Fungi, Chytridiomycota, Chytridiomycetes, Synchytriales, Synchytriaceae. Gene Ontology annotation, biological process: regulation of transcription by RNA polymerase II. The record is from RefSeq and is a predicted model, not a curated record. Bases 1 to 5223 code for a protein of 1740 amino acids.